GGGAUUCCACGUCGAUAUCUGUUUGGAGUCAUCAUCCUCAUAUUUGUCGUUGCGACAGCGCUAGGUCUUGGGCUAGGUCUGACGUUACCGCUAAUAUCACGCAGCAGCGGCCCAGGCGACAUCGAUCCGUACUGCGCAGCUAACCCAGACUUCUGCGUUGGUGGUGCGCUAGGCUCGUCGUACUACACCAGCAACGGCACCUACAAUGGCUCUGGCAUCGCGCUGGCAACCGAGUUCUGGAAUCACCAAGAGCGCAAAAUCAUGACAGUCUACUUCCAACACUGGACUGGUGAGAUUCGCUCGAUACAGCUCACGCCGAAAGGCGAGUGGAUUGGUGGAACAGCAUCUGAAGUCGUCGUAAGCGAUGCGAAGAAUGCGACCCCCAUAUCUGCUGUCUCAUACUCGCUCAAUGAUACCUCACAAAAAGUAAACAGCAACAGCACCAACAUCUGGCAAGACGGCCCACUCAACUCGCUCAAUCUCACUGCCUACGCGGCCCCAAACGUCGGCCUUCAAGCCUGCUGGUACGGCAACUACUACGGCGACUCGGACGCGUCAAAAUUCCCCACCCGCGACGGCAACAACGACACUAUCCCCUUCAGCAACAGCACCCCAGGCAUGCACCUCUGGUACCCGACCGACGAAUCCACAUUUCAGCAGUACGGAUGGUACCAAGGGCAGGACCAGUGGCUCAAGGAAAACACCUGGAGGGACAUGAACGCCCACGCCGGCGUCGGGUGCUAUAGCUGGCAGCCCGGCACCACGACAUACGCGAUGAUGGUCGACAAGCAGGAUACAGCGACCAUCUGGUGGCGCGACACGAACAGUACCCGUAAAGCCACCGACGCGCAUCCCAUCGACAGCUGGGAAAACGUGACGGGCUACGCGAUCCCGGAUCUGUAUCCCAGCAGCUCGCUGGGCUUCACGGAGUACUUCUACACGCAGAUGGCGGACGGAACGAUCGUGGGGCACGAUAUUGACUGGGGUGCUGAGAAGACGAAGGGCGUGGAUGCGAAUGUUUUUACAGUGGGGAGCGCGAAGGGGGCCAUUCCCGGGCUGAAGGGCACGCAUUUGAGUGUCACGGCUGUGGAGGAUCAGUCCGGGGGGACGAGCUUGUAUGUGUUUUACCAGACGAGGGGAGAUGAUUUAAGUGUAUUUACGAGGGAUUUGGAUGGCGGGCAGUGGACGCAGGGGGAGCUGCCGAUUCCG
Messenger RNA from Paraphaeosphaeria sporulosa, 1209 nucleotides. RefSeq lists its product as uncharacterized. The annotation marks the transcript as partial. The transcript is spliced from 3 exons. NCBI's taxonomy places the organism in Eukaryota, Fungi, Ascomycota, Dothideomycetes, Pleosporales, Didymosphaeriaceae. The record is from RefSeq and is a predicted model, not a curated record.